Molecule: messenger RNA, 8991 nt
Organism: Portunus trituberculatus (swimming crab)
Lineage: Eukaryota; Metazoa; Arthropoda; Malacostraca; Decapoda; Portunidae
Product: ankyrin repeat and SAM domain-containing protein 1A-like
Exons: 25
Coding region: 136-4827 (1563 amino acids)
Cellular component (GO): cytosol
Molecular function (GO): protein binding
Source: RefSeq, a predicted model, not a curated record
UAGUGUGGUUGUCUGCUGGCAGGGGGCGGCGGCGUCAGUGAUGGCUGCUGUUGAUCAAUGCUUCUGACGCAAUACUCAGUGGACAUAUUCCGUAAAAAAAACACUGUGGAGAUGUGUGGUAGAUAAUAUAGCAGGAUGGGGAAGGACGCCGAGCUGCUGGAGGCUGCGAGGAACGGCAGCCUGCAGGUGGUGGAGAAGAUCCUGAGUGCCAGGUCGAGGAGGUCUGGUCCGCUGGCGAGUCUGCAUGUCCUUGAAUACUUGCGGCGUGGCCCUGGUGCCAACGUACAGGACAGCAGCGGUUACACGGCACUCCACCUUGCGGCGCUCAACGGCCACAAGGACGUAGUGGCGCUGCUGCUGGCCCACGAGGCAUCUUGCAAUGUGCAGGACGGCGAGGGAUCGACGCCCCUCCAUCUGGCAGCCUGGGCGGGACACACAGAGGUAGUGAGGACCUUGUUACACCAGGGACCCUCCAUCUCUAACGUCAACCACCAGAACAAAGGCGGGGAGACAGCUCUGCACUGCGCGGCGCAGUAUGGCCACACGGAGGCAGCACAGCUUCUGCUGGCCCGCGGCGGGGAUCCCACCGUGCCCAACCUGCAGGCAGAGACGGCGCUGGACCUGGCGGCGCAGUACGGCCGCCUCAACACGGUGGAGGUGCUGGUGCGGGCACACCCGGACCUCUUGCGGCCUUAUACCGUGGCUGCCGCCAGCGCUGCCGUCUUCCCACACACGCCCUUGCACCGCGCCUCCAGGAAUGGCCACAGGGAAGUAGUGAAGUUGCUGCUGACGCGGGGCCACCACGUCAAUGUGCGCACGGGGCAGGGAGCGCCCCUCCACGAGGCCGCACUCUGUGGCAAGGUGGACGUGGUUCGGGUGCUGCUGGAGGCUGGCGCUGACCCUGAGGUGAGAGACGACCGGGGACACACCGUGCUGGACACCAUCUCCCUCAUCAACACGCCCAUCACUCAGGAGAUCACCAACCUCAUCAAAUACCACGGUCAUCUCAUUAAUCUGAGUGACGACGACGAGGACCCCGGGGACCCGCCACCGUGGUCGCCGCCCGUGUGGCCGCCUCCCUCGUGGUCGCCCCUCGCCGUGCCCGCCAUUCCCGCGCCCUCUGAGGUGGGGUCGCCCUACGAGAAUGUCCUCAUCCCUACCAUCGUCCACCCAGAGAUGUCAGUGGAAGACGGUGAUGGCGGGAGAGGGGAGAACCGGGCCAGCAGCAGGGCCUCGGACCGAGAGAGCCGUGCCUCCGACAGAGAGAGUCGAGCCUCGGACCGGGAGAGUCGGACCUCGGAUCGUGAGAGCCGCACCUCUGACCGGGAGAGCCGCAUGUCUGACCGGGACGGGCGGACGUCCGUGGCUAGCCGGGUGUCUGAGGCCACGUCAGACUGGUCCAUCUACGACGUGCCGCCGCCACCCAAAACUGUAGGAGGCGGCGGCGGCGGCGGCGGUAGCGACCGGGGCUCCAUCUCCUACCGUAGCCAGACCUCCGAAGGAGGUGACGAUGACGGGGUGUACGAGGUGCCGCCUCCGCCACGCUCCUGCCGCAGUUCCUCCACUUCCCUCAGGACGUCUCGGGACUCGCGCCACCUGCGGCCCUCCUCGGACGAAAUGCCUCCCGCUGCCACCAGCCCGGGCAGCACCUCCUCCAGCAGCGCCCCCGUCACGCGCCGCGGGGGAGGCCCCGCCACCACCGACACCACCUCCGGCAGUAAGGUAGUAGAACCUCUCCCGCCUCCGAAGCCGCCAAGACGGUCCAUGUGUCCGCCUUCCCCAACCCCGGAUUCCGCCGAGCAGGACCAAGGAACAUACGAGGCCAUCUUCUUCAAGGGACAGGACCAGUCUGAUUAUGAAAACGUGGACGUGCAGCAGAAGCAGCAGCUGCAGCCGCCGCCUUCCCAGCCCAUACACAGCCGGACCCGCUCCAGCUCGGCCACCUUCACCCACUCACACACCCACGACAGCUCCGACUCAGACUACGACACACCAAGACCCAUGCAGCCUGCCCACGCCCACUCCAACCGGAUGUACAGCACAAUAUCCUUCAAGCCAGUCAAGAGUCGCCGCACCUCCAAGAUGAAGGACGCGGGCCACGUGUACGAGAACACCAUUCACCGCUACGAGAACCUCACCACAGGGGGCCGCUACCACACCCUGCGGGAGAGAGACCACCACCACCACCACAGGGACCACCGCGAGCAGGACUUCCGAGAUCGCGAGCACAGAGGAGGAGGAGGUGGUGGUGGUGGUGGUGGUGGUGGUGGUGGUGGUGGUGGUGGCUGGGGUAGUGGUGGUGGUGGGGGUAGUGGUGGAGGUGGAGAACAACGUGACACUAAAGACAGUAGAGAAGGAAGGCAUCACCAGCAGCCUCCAACCUCUUCACAUCACCCCCACCAUCACCACCACCACCUGCACCACAACGAGAACCUCCUCAACCAGGACAACGCCAGAGACCACCAUCAACACCCUCACCACCACAGGAACGAGACCACCACCGCCUCACUCAGAGACCGUAACGAGAACCUGCGAGAUCGCAUUGCCCUCACGCUUCCCCGACGUCCUCGUGCCGCCACCGCCUUCAGCAGGAGUACCGUGUCGCGGGCUGACUCCUCUGAGGACUCUGACGGGGACCACAGACCGUUGUCAUUAGAGCUGCGCGAGGCCCGAGCCAAGGUAAGGCCGCAGCCCCUGAGUCCCACCCACUACCAGCAGCCGCCCACGCCCGACCACCCGCCGCCCUCCGCUCGCCAGGCUCAGAUCUCCAUCCACGCAAAGAUGCACGCCGUCUCCCGUCCGCCCCAGGAGAAGCGGCCGUCACGGGACAUCGAGACCGAGACCGAGCCAGAGGAAGUGUUGGCUCUCGAGGCUGGGGGUUCGUCCUGCUCCCUGUCCUCGGUGUCUGCCUCCCUCUCGGACCGGAGUGUGUCCACUGAUCACAUCGAGGAGGUGAAGAGCGACAUCCCCUUCGCUGGUCUGUUCCGUGGCAGCGUUAUCACCCCCAUGGAGGGACCCGAGGUGGUGUCUGCGUUAGAACGCCCGCGCUCUCUCACCACAGGUUCUGGCCUCAGACCUUCCCUGGACAGAGGAUGUCGCAACAGCAUGCCAUCUGGAAGGGAGCAAGGCGGAAGUGGCGGUAGCAGCGGCUCGGGCGGUGUUGGCCUCCUGUCACCGCUGGAGGAAGCCGAGGAAUGGGCGAGGAUCAACGACAUCAUGGCCAGCUUUGGCGGCGGCCUGGCGCGAGAGAGCGUGUUCAUGGCUGAGCUGGAACACGAGUUUCAAACCAGACUGGGCCUGUCUCUGUCCCCAUCACAGCAGGGUCUUGGCCUCCUCACUGGCGGCGACGGUGUGGGCGUGAGCGUGGGCGUACUGGAGAGUGGGGACAAGACAGUGGGUGGAUGGCUGCGGGCGCUGGGCCUCCCGCAGUACGAGGACGUGUUCGCGGCGCAAGGCUAUGACGACACAGACUUUAUGAAUGGAGGCAUCCUGGAGUCUGGUGAUCUGCGGGAGCUUGGCAUCACCCAGGCCAGCCACGUGCAGGCCCUGGGGGAGGCAGUGUCCCAGCUACCCACACCCUUCUCCGGACCUCAGGCCUCGUACACCCUUCCGGACACUGUGGAUGCCUGGCUUGAAUCCAUCCGGCUGCCUCAGUACUCUCAGAUUUUCCACAAGAAUGGUUUUGGAGAGAUGGAACGAGUGAGGAAGGUGUGGGAGAUUGAACUCACCACAGUACUUGAGAUCACUCGACCUGGACACCGGAAGAGAAUCCUUGCCUCACUCGGGGAGCGGCCGCUGGAGCCUGAGCUGCCGCCGGCACUCGACCCCCAUGACCUGAGCCUGGAGCUUAGCAGACUGAACUCUGACAUCUCCCAGCUGAAGGAACAGCUCCUCAAUGACCUGCCCUCCUCCACCAGCCGAGAGAGGCGUCCCCCAGAGAGCACCAGCAACACCAUCCGGCGGUCUGGCACCAAGAAGCGUAGUGCCCCUCAACCGCCUGCCAACAGAGCACCCAGAGCCCAGCCCAGCAUGGAGGUACAAGGUGGCAGUGAACAGCUGAGUCAUCUGCCUAUCAGGGACCCCUCCCAACUGGUGGUGGGGGCACCUAACACUCUCCACACCACCUGGAAACACCAUCCUACUGCUCUAGUCUCUGCCAGUGUUCAGUACAUUGCACAGUACUUGGGUUCAACUCACGUCAAGGAGUUGAAAGGAACAGAAUCUACCAUGAGGUCUAUUCAGAAGCUGAAAAAGACACCAACUGAUGGGACAAAGGUGCCAAAGAUCAUCCUGUCUGUAUCAUUCCGUGGAGUGAAGUUCAUGGAGUACAACACACAGACUUUGGUUUGUGAACACGAGAUUCGCAACAUCCACUGUGCCUGCCAGGACGCUGAGGACCUGUCACACUUUGCCUACAUCACCAAAGACUUAGAGACGAAGGGACAUUAUUGCCAUGUGUUCAGAGUACAAACUAGGGAGUUAGCUACCGAGAUCAUCCUUACCCUUGGGGAGGCAUUUGAGGUGGCAUACCAGCUGGCUCUGCGGGAGCAGCCUUACACUAACCAGUCUGAUGAGCAGAAGCUGGCACACGGUCACACCAGGUCCAAGUCAGAACACCUACGGGGCAGCCGCACCCUCUCCAAUGGGUCCUCCCACACCAGAUCACAUUCCACGGUGCCCCAGCAGAUGUCCAUCGGGGGGGUUUCCAGCAGCUCAGCAGAAAACUUACUGUCAGAUUCAGGCAAUGGGUCUGAAAAAGAAUGUGGCUCAAGAAGAGACUCCCUUAGCUCAGUACCAUCAAAUCAGAGCCAAAUGAAUGGAUCUUAGUAAUUCCCAAAGCUGUGUUGUAAGGAGGAAGGAAGAGUCAUGUGUUCAUAAGUAGCUCCACUGUCUGGUGGUUGAAAUACAAGAUGCUCAUAGAGGAGGCUCCUCAUGUCAUCAGUGUUGCCUCACUGUACUGUUGUGGUCAAGACAACAUAAUGCAGAAGGGUGAGGCAUGAUGACACAAACAUAUGCUCUUCAUGGCUUCUUGGGAAACUGACACAGUGACUAAGGAUGUAUACUCAAAAGUCUAUUUCCUUGAGACUCAGUAUUACUACAGACUUAUACAGGAAACCUGUUUCUUAUUCAAGAAUCUUUAAAAAAUUCCAGUGUUAUCCUGUUUCUAUGUUUAUCAUUUAAUGGGCUCAGCUAUUGAUGUUUGACUCGUAAGAUAACAGAAGAGAUACUUUAUAUGUGUGUGGAUGACCUUACCUAUGUGUUAACGUGGAAAAAACUGGUAUGCAGUAUUCAAUACUGAUGAGACACUUUUGCUAAAUGUGCUAUGUACAGCUGGUCUUUGAAGUGAACACAUGAGUGGGUGACAGGGAAGUGACUGUAAUGCAACGGUCUCCAAGAGAACCCACACAACCUGAGAUUGCAACAGUAAGAUAAAUGUGAAAGCAUAGAAAGUAUUAGUAACUUGUGUUAUGGGUCUGUCUUGAGGGGUUUUAUGUAACAUAGAUGUUUGUAGUGCUAUUGAUCAUGUGCCAGCAUCUCACCUAUCCACUGACCAAGGGUUAAGUUCCAAAUUGUGUAUAUCAAAAUUUCUUCAGAUUGCUGCUAUCUACAAUCAGUCUUGAACAGUAACCAAUGUAACAUGCCUUUAGCUAGCCUUUACUGGAGCAUUAGUAGUCUGGGAGCAUGGUGGGCCAAGCAGUGCUGCUGUACAGAACAACAUACUUUAGAGUGCUGCCUUAGGUCUACAGAAGUUGUCUUUCACAAAGUGUCAAAUAUUUAUAUGUUCAUUGUUAAUUGGAAAUGGAAGACUGUUGAGGUAAGGACGUGGAGAGCUUCACUAUUUUCCACGGUGAUGAACAGGAGUGACCCUUUUUAUAUUCUGCAUUAUUUAGUUCCUCAUUUUGUUUCAUUGUGCUUUAAUAGUUAAGUGUAAAAGACAUUUACAUAUUUACAUUUUAUCAUGGAAGAAUGUUUCCUCAUUAUGGAGUGUAUAUACUAUCAUUGUCUUCAACAUCGUUAUGUUCGGUACAUACUAGUAUAUGAUUCUUUUAUUACUCUAUACUCUUGAAAAACAUGGAUUGAGGUUUGUUGUGAACCUUCCCAGCACCACCAAAGGCCCUAGCAGUGAGCUGGGUGACAUUCACUAUGUCAGUGAGUGCUGCAAGGUACAUUGCUCUAGCCAUCUUCAUUUAUACACUUCAGUUUCACAUCAGCUGUCAUUCAUUGCACAUUUCCUCAGGUUCAGUUGCUAGUAUCAUGCUGAAUACUGUGUUGAGCUCAGUUACUGCAAAUAUAUUGUAUAUAAGUAUGUGUGUGAUUAAGUCUGGCCUCGUGGUUCAAGCUUGUGUUGGCAAGGCCGUGCUGAGUCCUGGCGCGGCCUUCCACAGUAACAGUUCAUCAGUAGCAAGAGUAGCAUGGAAAUUGUAUUAGUUAUAUUAUUCUACUUAUCUCUCUCAUUGUGAUGAUAGGCUUAUAAAGAGUAAAGUUUAGGUACAGAGUAUUAAGGUCAUAUAAGUGAUAGUAGGGUAACCGGUGUUGUGUGGGUGGACCAGGUGGGUCACGGCAGGACACGGGUGCAGCGGCCAAGCCAAGCCGGCCCUCGGCAAUGGUGCUUAGGUGGCACUGCUCGUGUGCAUCUAUAGGUUGUUUGCACGGCUGCGUCUGGUAGAUGUCUGGUAGUAUUGUAACUAUGUACACUAUAGGCUAUUGGUUCUUUUAAAUUUGGUACCAUUUCUUCAUCAGUAUAGACACACUAUGUACAGAAAAAAUAUAUUAAAAACCAAACAAAUAUAUCUUUUUGGUAAAUAUAUGUAUAUACACAAAUUGUAAGUCAUGGUUUUGAAUGAAAACUAUUUUUUUUAUUUAUACUUUAGUUCAUAUAACUAUUGGGGUUAACUUGCAGACACUGGCACCCACUUCAUUCCAGCCUUCAUGUAGUGCUUCAAGAAUCUAUGGCAUGUUAGUAUAGCAGUUCCUGACCCUUCCAGUUUUGAAUACAUCUGAUGUUGAUGUUAAGGGGAUCACUUUUAUGCUAGUCACUCAUAUCGACCAAACUCAGUGAGGUGAUUCUAGGUAGCGGGCUGCCUCCCCCCCCGUAGCCCCGGAGUCCGGCAGCCCGGCAGUCAGACACCCUGGGCCCGCUGAGGGCGGUGCCAUACCUACUGUAGGCGUCAAGAGCGUUUGUCAUAUUUUGUAAACAUUUUGUACAUGGAGCAACUUUUAAGGGAUUUUUUAAGUACAUUCUACCCACGUAGAGGUUUUAUUGGGCCCUUAAUGACCCACUUCAUGGAGUGUGCAAUUCAGUCUUUGAAAUAAGAUUAUAUAAUAAUACUUUAAAAGCUACCCAAAACUAUUUUAUAAUAAUUAUUCUGUAAGGUUGAAAAAGUCAGGAAUAUCUAGAAGCCAUAUUAUAAAUUUUUACUUAUAUUACUCCUAUGAAGGAGACAUUUUGAAAAUAUUUAAAUUGUAUACAUUUUAAUUACAAUAGAUCCAACUGGAUUACUUAAGUGCACAAGUAAAUGAUGUGUACUGUGGACAUUUGCUAGUCAUGAGAUAGUGUCCUCUCAUCUGUGUGUGUUGAUAUCACUGUUUGUGUUGUAGUGGAGUGGACACUGUGGCUGUUAAUACUGCGCAUGAGUGUGAGGAUCCCUGGUGCACCUCAUCCCUGCCUGCCUGCCUCCCACCCUUCCCUCAGUGACAUACAUACUCCUUGCUACUCACUCUUCUCAGUGUGUGGAUGCUCACUCCAAUUAGAGACAUGAUUGAGUAUUUGACUUAAAGUAUGAGGUUUGUGAUGUCUGAAGGAAGGAAGGGCAGCCUUGCCCCCUCCUCACACAGUAAUCCAACCACCACCACCACCAUCACUCUCCAUGGGCUCAUACUUAGUACCGAAAGUCAUCAUUGAUACUAACUUGAUUCAUCCUUGGUGUGAUUGAGUAAUGUGACUUGAAAAGUAUUAAAUCCUGUAUUUAUUGGGGGAAAAAAAAUAGGAAAAGCAAGGUGGUGUCACAGCAAGUGGUCAUUAUGUUCAAAGAUGUACACAAAACAGUACACUGUAUGUAGUAUGUAUUGCUUAAAGGCCUGGCAGUUACUCAAUUAAUGUGUAAUUGAUUAUCAGAAUCUUUAUCUUAUGGUAAAUCAUGUUAUACUACUUAAUUCUCUUAAUUACAUUUGCUCAGUAUUGGCUGCCCCACCCUUCAGUAUAAUGUAGUGUACUCUGUGGCUGUAGAUGGUUGUGAAUAGUAAGCCCAUUCCUGCCCUUAAUGAAUCAAUUCUCUUAUUUCUUUCCUCCCAUACACCCUUUCUUCCCUGCCUCACCCAUAACGAUUCCUACCCUCCCUCUCUUCCCUCUUCCCCGGCAGGCAUGUGCACGCAUCAGAGGUACACAGUGUUGCUGGAUUGCAUGUGUUGUCGAGGCAUAUUUUCACAGCUUCGUAUUUUGCACUUUUUUCCAUUGGUUGUCAGUUCUGUGUCUUGAUGCAAACAGUUCACACAAGUCAGCUGCCUCUCUCUCUCUCUCUCUCUCUCUCUCUCUCUCUCUCUCUCUCUCUCUCUCUCUCUCUCUCUGUGACCAUUAUCUCAGUCGUAGGAAUAAAAGAAUAAUGAAAAAAUAAACUUCGCUAUUUUAUCCUUCCCAAAACAUCAUAAUUGUCAACCAUUAUGGGAGACUGGAUACACAACACAGUUAUAAGGCCGCCUUUUGAAUCAAGAGGGACAGUGUUGGGAAAAAAAAUCUUCAAUGCUCUCCAUUUUUUUUUUCAAUAGUCUAGUGGGUUUAUACUAAGAAUCUCAAGCUUCGUGUUUAUAUCCAUCAGUAAUCUAAUGCUUUACCAGCUUGAAGGUAUUAUAAGAGACGGAGAUCAUUUAUUAUGCCUGUUCUCUAACCACUCAGUGAUCUCCCGCGGUCACCCAGAAUUGUAUAUGAGUUUGUGUUAUGUUUAAAUGGACACACAGAGUUCAAAUGUUAUUAUGAACAAUAAAUCUUUAAUGAAA